AAGAGAACGAUGAAGAACCGCUCCACUUCUCCCCCCUUACAUGUUCAUGUGGAUGAGAACACCCCCGUCCACGUCCACAUAAAAAAGAGUCCGAAACCACCACCGGCCAGGAGCCAGAAAGCGCACAAACGUGGCAUGAAAGGAGACACCGUGAAUGUAAGGAGAAGUGUCCGAGUGAAAACCAAGGUCCCUUGGGUGCCCCCCGGAAAAGGAUCCUGCCGCGAUGCCAGCUACAAGUGGGAGGGCCCGACUCAUCGCCUGGAGAUAACCCCGCCUUCUUCAGAGAAGCUGUGUUCGGUUAUGAGACUGAGCGACCUCUCCACGGACGAGGACGAAUCUAACGGGCAGAGCAAAAUGAACCGCUACGAGAAGAAGAUUGACUGUCUGAUGAACGCCGUAGGCUCUCUGAAAUCUGAGGUGAAAAUGCAGAAGCGGCAAGACCAGCACUGCUUAGCCAAACGGCUGCUGGAGGAGCGGAAGGAGGAGCUGCAGGACGUGGCCCACGAGCUGGCCGAGACCGAGCACGAGAACAAACUGCUACGACGCAACAUUGAGCGCAUGAAGGAGGAAAAGGACUACACUGUGCUGCAGAAGAAGCACCUGCAGCAGGAGAAGGACUGUCUGAUGUCCAAGCUGGUAGAAGCAGAGAUGGACGGGGUGGCGGCGGCCAAGCAAGUGGUCGCCCUGAAGGAUGCGAUUGGCAAGCUGAAAUCCGAGAAGAACAUGACGAGCUCCGACAUCAACACGCUGACCCGGCAGAAGGAGCUUCUGCUGCAGAAGCUGAGCACCUUCGAGGAGACCAACCGGACGCUCCGGGACCUGCUCAAGGAGCAACACGGCAAGGAGAGAGACUCGGAAAAGCUGAUGGAGCAACAAGGAGAACUGCUGAAAAGGCUGAAGGACGCAGACAUGGAGAAAUUGCUCCUGACAAAGCUGCUGAAGGAGAAGGAGAAGGAAGUGGACAGUCUGCUACAGGAAGUGGAGAGCGAGAAGGCUCAAGCAAAGACGGCAGCCGAGCUCUCCAAGUCGAUGGAAAGCAUGAGGGGUCACUUGCAGGUCCAGCUGCGUUGUAAGGAGGCCGAGAAUAAUCGCCUCGCGGUCCAGGUCAAGAAUCUAGAGCGCAGCGGGGCUCAGCACAAGGCCGAAGUAGAAGCCAUCAUGGAGCAACUGAAAGACCUGAAGCAGAAAGGAGAGCGGGACAAGGAGGCCCUGAAAAAAGCCAUCCGGGUACAGAAAGAGCGGGCAGAGCGGAGCGAGGAGUACGCCGAGCAGCUGCACGUCCAGCUCACGGAUAAGGACGUGUACGUUGCGGAGGCCCUGUCCACUCUGGAGAUGUGGAGAAGCCGCUACAAUCAGGUGGUGAAGGACAAGGGAGACCUGGAGCUGGAGAUCAUCGUGCUCAAUGACCGGGUGUCCGACCUGGUGUCGCAGCAGAACAGCUUGGAGGAGAAGAUGCGCGAAGACCGGGAGACCCUGGUGGAGAGGCUGCACCGGCAGACGGCCGAGUACGCCGCCUUCAAGAUCGAGAACGAGAGGCUCAAGGCUAACAUCUUGCCAGUGGAGGACAGGCUGAACCAGGCCCAGAUGGAGGUCCAGCAGCUGAAGACGUCGGUCAGGAACUACGAAGGGAUGAUCGACAGCUACAAGAACCAGGUGGUGAAGACCCGCCUGGAAGCUGACGAGGUGGCCGCCCAGCUGGAACGUUGCGACAAAGAGAACAAGACUCUCAAAGAUGAAAUGAACAAAGAGAUUGAAACGGCUCGGAAUGAGUUCCAGGACCAGCUGCUGGAGCUUCAGGGGCUGCCCGAGAUCCUGAAGAUCACAGAAACCAAGCUGGCCGAGUGCCAGGACCAACUGCAGAGCUACGAGAAGAAGAACGUGGACCUGUCCGCCAUCAUCAAUGACCUGCGCAGCCGGAUGGACCUUCAGGGGAACAAGCUGGAGGUGGCAAGAGAGCGACACCAGAGUUCUCAAGAGGAGAAUAAACAGCUGAGCCUGAAAGUGGAAGAGCUGGAAAGGAAACUGGAUGCCACGAAUGCCCAGAACAUUGAGUUCCUCCAAGUGAUCGCCAAGAGGGAGGAGUCCAUCCACCAGUCCCAGCUGCGGCUGGAAGAGAAAACCCGCGAAUGUAGCUCUCUGGCCCGGCAGCUCGAGGCUGCCAUUGAGGAUGCCAGGAGGCAGGUGGAGCAGACGAGGGAACGGGCGGUAUCCCGGGAGCGGACUUCCCAGACCAAAAUCCUGGAUCUGGAAACCCACCUGAGCCGGACCAAAACGGAACUGAACCAACUGCGUCGGAGCCGGGAUGAUGCGGAUCGCCGACACCAGAGCCGCCUCCAGGACCUGAAGGAUCGUCUGGAGCAGUCGGAGAGCACCAACCGGAGCAUGCAGAACUACGUUCAGUUCCUCAAGUCGUCCUACGCCAAUGUGUUUGGGGACAGCGCCUUGACCAGCUCUCCCAUCCGCUCCCGAUCUCCUCCUGCGUGAGGCCUGCCCGCUGCUUGACCGGGAGCCCCGGCCAUCUGCUGCUGGGAAACCUACGGAGGGGGACAAGCCAUACAUUCGGAAAACUAGUCGGUUUUCCCCUUUCUCUCUCCUGGUGGAGAGUUGGAUUCACGGGCCCCGCUUGACUUGCUCUGGAGAAAUCUCUGUUGCAUCUUCUUGAGGAAGAAGAGUGGGCGGGGACCCCCCUUUCCUCCCGCCUCCAUUUCCCCCGGUGACUCGGUCACCUCGGCGGGGGUUUUAAACUAACUCGACCCAUUUUCGAUUUUUCCCAAGGCCGCCGUCCCAGCUUCCGACGCUUUCUCUUGUCGGUCCCUUCCCUUGAAGGUGAGAUUGUUUGCUCCGAAUUAGGGUGUGUACGGCAGGGCAUCCCAUCGGCAGACUGAUGUCCUGACGGCCGACGGAUGAUCCCUUUGAGCUGUCUCGGCAUCCCAGCUCUCUGCUCAUUGUUAGCUGCUGCUGGAGUUUCAGAUUUCCAUGGAGAGGGUGGGGAAGGGAGUGGAAGUUAAGGUGUUUGCAUUCCCAUUUUACUUCCCCAUCUUUUCCUCAAGGUGCGAGCUUCUGUGCAUUUUUUUUUUUUAAUGUUACUAUCCCACCCGUGCUGAAUGAUUCUGGGAAAGCCUGAGCGGCAGGGCUGGCAUUCCUUGCACGGCUCAUCGAUGGGAUGGGGAUGAGGAAUUAAGGAAGAUUUCCUGCUCUGGCCCCACCCCCAAAGCACUUCGAGGGCAGAGUCCAUGUCUUUAGCUCCAUUAACGACGGCUCAGCCCUCAUCUGCUCCUUUGUCUAUCCGUCGUCCUGUUUUAUGUCUAGAACGCGCUUGUCGUCCUAAUGUUUGUGGAAUUUUACAAAUUGCUUUUAUAAUCAGUAUUUCAAAGUCCUGUUGUGAGAUUAUUUUUUUUCAAAAGAAUAAUUGUCAAAAGGUGCUAGGGGUAAACUAUUAAACAUCUAAAGACAUC
Messenger RNA from Tachyglossus aculeatus (Australian echidna), 3455 nucleotides. It is a transcript of the gene ODF2, whose product is annotated as outer dense fiber of sperm tails 2. Bases 10 to 2484 code for a protein of 824 amino acids. Lineage: Eukaryota; Metazoa; Chordata; Mammalia; Monotremata; Tachyglossidae. The record is from RefSeq and is a predicted model, not a curated record. Gene Ontology annotation, cellular component: centrosome. Gene Ontology annotation, biological process: regulation of cilium assembly. The transcript has 19 exons.